This is a messenger RNA of Pyrus x bretschneideri (Chinese white pear), 1329 nucleotides long. RefSeq names its product G-type lectin S-receptor-like serine/threonine-protein kinase LECRK3. The transcript has a single exon. The record is from RefSeq and is a predicted model, not a curated record. Lineage: Eukaryota; Viridiplantae; Streptophyta; Magnoliopsida; Rosales; Rosaceae. Bases 1 to 1329 code for a protein of 442 amino acids.
AUGGCUUUUUCUGUGCGGAUGCUUUUGUUCUCCUCAUUGUUUUUGCUACCAAUUUAUGUGUUUUCCCAAAAUAAUGGAAGAGUAGCAGUUGGAAGUUCUCUAACUGCAACUACAAGUAACUCCUCAUCAUGGCUUUCUCCAUCCGGUGAUUUCGCGUUUGGAUUUUUGCCCCUUGGAGGCAAUGAUCUUUUCUUGCUUUCAAUAUGGUACGCGAAAAUCCCAGACAAAACCGUAGUUUGGCAUGCAUAUGAGGAUAACAACCCCAUUGUUGCACCUAAGGGAUCAACUUUGAACUUGGAUGCCAGCAGUGGAUUAGUUCUUAACAAUCCUCACGGUGGGGAGAUAUGGAAACCCGAAACAACCUUCGGGGUUGUUGCAAACGGCAUCAUGAAUGACACCGGAAACUUUGUUCUUCAAGACAAAAACUCGGGGAGCUUGUGGGAGACCUUCAACAAUCCUACAGACACUAUUUUGCCUGGUCAGACAAUUGAGAGAAAUGGGAAGCUUUCGUCUAGACAAUCGGAGAGUAACUACGCGAAGGGCCGGUUCCAGCUGCGCUUGCAAGAUGAUGGAAACCUCGUGCUCAACACCAUAAACUUGCCAACGGAUUAUGCCAACAAUCCUUACUUUGCCACGGACACGACAAUGGGGACUGUGGAAGGUAGUGAAGGCAAACAAUUGGUGUUCAACAACUCAGGGGACAUGUUUGUUCUGAGAGAAAAUGGUGGAAGAUUCAUUCUCACAACGGCAGAGGGAGUCUCAGCGAGGGAGAACUACCUAAGGGCAACUCUUGAUUUUGAUGGGAUUUUCGCGCUAUAUGCUCACCCAAAAACUUUCACAGGAAAUGCAAGCUGGAGUAGUCCUCUGUGGUAUCAGCCGGUUGAUAUUUGUCAAACACUUUUGGAAGACGCGGGCGUUGGUGUUUGCGGAUACAACAGUAUCUGCAAGCUCAAACCAGAUAAUAGGCCGACCUGCGAAUGCCCGAAGGGGUUUUCUUUUCUUGAUCCCAAGGACGUAUACCGAGGCUGCAAACCCGAUUUUAUACAAGGCUGUAAAGAAGAUGAGCUAGCAAGUCCCAGGCAAGAUUUGUAUGAUGUCGAGGUGCUGAUAAAUACUGAUUGGCCAACCUCAGAUUAUGUGCAGCUAAAGCCUUUUACCGCAGCCAAGUGCAACGAGUCUUGCUUUCAUGAUUGUUUGUGCGCUGUUGCUGUUUUCCGGUCUGAAACCUGCUGGAAAAAGAAGAUACCUCUUUCGAACGGGAGAGUGGAUGUCACUCUUAAUUCGCAGACCUUCAUCAAAGUCCGAAAGGAUAAUAUGUUGGAAAAUUAA